AUGCAGAGGCGCGAACAUCAUGAGCCUCAGACUGACGGCCCCGUAGUGGGAGGUACCGGCAACGAUGGUGAUGCGCCGGAUAGUCGAGUCGAUGAUACGCUCGAUGGAGAUGAAGAUGUUGACAUGGGUGGGGUACCUGCCGAGGAUGACAGCAAUGAGGUUGCAGCUGCUACGGGCGUUCCGCUCGUUAGCGCUCCCUCAACAGCUACGAUCCAGAGCACUGCUCAGAGCGUUCUGCCACCUGGCGGGAGUAGGCCAGCUGAGCCGACGGAUAUGCCAAGCAGAGCUGCGCCGCUGUCCGGAGUCAGUCCUCGUGUUCUCGAUUUGUGUGCGGACGACUCAGCUUCCGCUCCAGAGAUUAAUCAGGCGGACGUGACUGUAACGGUCGACAACGAGCCUACAGCGAUAUACCGGCCUGACUUGCUAUUCCCAACUAAGGAGCUUGUGUCUCUCGCGCCAACGAUCGAGUACGAGGCCGCUCCUGUGCCGGUUAUUCUCCCUUCAUUUGUAGUGCCCGGAAUGGCAGAAGACGUUGGAGAUGAUGAGACUACGUACGGCCGAGUGAUGGGCAAGACAGUUCUCCCGCCCAGUGAUAAGCAGAGAACCUUCUCUGCUAAGAUGCUGUCGAUGUUUCGCGUCAAGCAGCUUAGCAUUAUCCAUAAUGCUUUCCACCAAAGCGCCGAAGGAAGAAGGGGAAACGCACCACCGGUGCUCAGAGAAGAGACUGUCGGCGCGUGUCAAACGAUCAAUGACACGGUGAAAGAUGAUGCCUUCGUCGAAUUCAUCGGGAAGAUUUUGUUCCGAGCCCUCACCCAGUCGCGGGUAUACCCCGACACUGGUGAGGACAAUGAAGUGAAGCACGGAGUUCCGAUAUACACUUACUUCGACUCUAGCGGCAUUAUCUCGACGGAGACUACGUUUAAUUACAUGGAGCGAGAAAUUCGUUUCUUGGACAAAGCCGCGAACGGCCAGAGAACCCUCGAAAGAACUACGAUAUAUGAUGAAAACGAGGAACCUGACCGAGUGGUGGUCGAGGCGAUCCGUGAGAUCGCCAGGCGGGACCAUUGCAUACGAUUCGAAUUCUUCCAUGCAGGAAUUAGCAGUGAUGGCAUUCCCAAUUUCGUGGGAGUGCGUGCGAUUUAUGGCUUCGGAAUGAAUAGCUUCUCCAGCUUUCGAAAGUUCAUGAAGUCAGCCGAUUCUCCGUUCACUCCGAUUGCUGCAGACUCCUACGAUGCCAACAAUAGGCACAUGAAUGCGUGCGAUCGGAAUCAUCCAUCAUACGGAUGGCUCUAUGUGUCGAUGAGGGAGUUCAUGGGUCACAUGACCGAUGACAAAAUUAUCCCAUCGAAAGGGUCGCUGUUCACAACGCUCCUUCCGUUCUCGCCUGCAUCAGAUAAGGGAAACGCCUGGACUGAAGCCUUCAUGAAAUCCAGGCGAAAGCCUCGUCGUGAGACUCUCAGCGAUGAUGCAUUGGGCGUCACUGCCAUGAAGGAGGGAGCCUCAUCCAAUCGGAUGGUUGCUUGCGCUAUCGAUCUUCACAUUUGCGCACGAUUUCUCAACCGGAUAUACUAUCACGGAGCUGGAUACUACGCAAUCAAAGACAAUAUCCCGAUCGCGUGCAUGGCACUCGCUUUCUUUACCGACACAGGCUCGAUCUUCUUCAACAGCCCAUUCAAAUACAUUGGCGGUCCAGGGUUCGGCACUGGGCCCGGGGCCAGGGACAAUUACGAUCGCGAUAAGAUGCCGAUGCAGAAAGGUCUCUGUCCCACAUGUGGUGGCGAAUAUGUGACUGAGUGGAUGCUCGAUGCGCUCCAGAACUACAACGAUGGUAAGUUCGAGAUUCUGUCAUUGGGAACCCUCAAACCUUAUCGCAAUCUUCCGGCGUCGAGAUCACUUGCCGAAGAGCAUCGGAAAACGGCUUUCUUCGGAGUGCCUCCGAUCAAGUGCACUCUUCAUGAUAUGCCUCAUGCCAAGAUGGAGGUGUUUCGAAAGAAUGUACGAGGUGCAAUGCAAGGCGCGAUUCGCCUCGACAUAUCGAUAGAAAGGCUGGUGGCGGGCAUUACCGGCAAACACUCGGACAUGACCGUGGAAUACUUCUUUGAGACUGACCGUAGAGCUGAUGCGAUUACAAAGCAUUACGGAUCAUUGUAUCCCAAUUGCCGUGAGAAGCCGCUCGCUUACUAUGCCCAAUGGUCUAGCCACUGCCGAGAGGCGUACCGCGUGUGCCUGGCCAGAAAGUGGUUAUAUCCCAGUUCCGUGCCGACCGGACAAGAUGUGGAGCCGGUGGACGAGAAAUGGAUGAGCUGCCUGAAGGAGGCACACAAGGCAAUGGAUUACCCCAUCAAUCAGAUGCGUGCUCCGAUGAAGUAUGGGCACGAGGUAUCGACAUUGCAGUUCUUCCGGGACGCUAUCCGAAAUGAGGAUAAGUUCCAUCGAUUUCUUCGUGUCGACUCCGAGACAUUGUCGAUGCACCUGGCCAAAAUCACAUCGAUCACCUCUUACGACAUUCCCAGUAAAGGUGAGCCGGGGUACAUCGCUGAGGCUGACAACGCUGAACUUGACGCUCAGGCGGACGACAUUCAGAGGAAGCCGUGGAAAGAACUGGGACCCGCUGGGUUUCGCGCCCGUCAAAUUCCCAGGUGA
Messenger RNA from Symbiodinium sp. CCMP2456, 2643 nucleotides. Lineage: Eukaryota; Dinophyceae; Suessiales; Symbiodiniaceae. The record is from the annotation of a GenBank genome assembly.